Messenger RNA from Dothidotthia symphoricarpi CBS 119687, 192 nucleotides. RefSeq lists its product as uncharacterized. NCBI's taxonomy places the organism in Eukaryota, Fungi, Ascomycota, Dothideomycetes, Pleosporales, Dothidotthiaceae. The record is from RefSeq and is a predicted model, not a curated record. The transcript has 2 exons. The annotation marks the transcript as partial.
CAACGCUGGCCAAACGAUACCAUUCCAGCGGGCGUGCAUCAAUUUUGGCUGCCGUCUUUGACGGAAAAAACAUCCACUGUUUUCUUCGUCAAUGCUCACCGGGAUUCCUUGGUCGGUGCCCUUCCUCACUCAAUGCCCGAGGGCUCGCCGUCCAGGUACAAGGAUAUCGCUGUAAUAGAGUUUCACAACCGA